Molecule: messenger RNA, 1678 nt
Organism: Nicotiana tabacum (common tobacco)
Lineage: Eukaryota; Viridiplantae; Streptophyta; Magnoliopsida; Solanales; Solanaceae
Product: DNA-binding protein RHL1
Biological process (GO): DNA endoreduplication
Molecular function (GO): DNA binding
Source: RefSeq, a predicted model, not a curated record
UAAGGACUGGAAACGUGAAUUCGCAAGUCGCAUAAUGUGAUUACAAAUGCCCUUAUAGCCGGAUUUAGUCAAUGCACUUUGCAUGUCGUAUUCAGCAGUUACGAUUUACAAGUCGAAUUCAUUAGAAUGCGUUUUAUAAGCUAAAGCAACUUCUGUAUUUGCUGCAUACUACCACGGACCUAGGCCAGUACUGUUUUCCAGCAAAGAGUAUGGCUAGAGGCGGGAAGAAGGCAGCAGCAGCAGCAGCAAAUGUAGAAGCCAACCCAGAUAUGGUGGAGAAAAAGAGGUUGAAGAAACUGGCAAUUUCAAAGCAAAUGCUCUCAGAAAAUCCUUCAAGGGUCAGGACUAGUGCUUUGAGCCCAUCAAAAACAGUAAUUAAACACCACGGCAAAGACAUCUUGCGCAAGUCUCAACGAAAGAACCGUUUCCUCUUCUCUUUUCCCGGUUUACUUGCUCCUGUUUCCGGAGGUAAAAUUGGCGAGCUCAAAGACCUUGGUACCAAAAACCCUAUUCUUUACCUCGACUUUCCUCAGGGCCAAAUGAAGUUGUUUGGGACAAUUGUAUAUCCAGAGAAUAGGUAUUUGACUUUGCAGUUCUCAAGAGGUGGGAAGAAUGUAGUGUGCGAAGAUUACUUUGACAAUAUGAUUGUGUUUUCAGAUGCAUGGUGGAUAGGGAGGAAAGACGAGAAUCCAGAAGAAGCACGGCUUGAGUUUCCAAAGGAGCUGAAUGUGCAAGAGAAAUUGGAGUGUGAUUUCAAAGGCGGUGCAGGUGCUACAAGCGUUAAAAAACGAAGCAGUGGCGAAUGUGAGGUCAAGCAUGUGGAACAACUGUCUCCUGAACACGAACAGGAGGAGAAUAUAUCAGAAAGUCAAAAUGAUUCAAAAGAACUUGUUGAGUUAACUCCAACUCGUCGUUCAGCAAGGGCAGCAGGGAAAAAAAUCAAUUUUGCAGAAGCUUCUUCGGGGGAUGAUUUGACUGACAAUGGAGCUGAAACUUCUGAAGACGAAGAAAAAAGUGGUAUGGAUCAUUCAACAAAAAAUUUCUGUGACAUUCCUUUUGAUGAUACUGUAGCACGAGGUCAAGUUGCUGAAAGAGUUAGAGCUGCUGCUGAAUCUGCUUCCAAGUCUAAGGAAUCCUCCCGUACUAAGCAAAAUUCUCUUGUUCAGGCUACUAUUUCCACAUUGUUUAAGAAAGUGGACAAGGUUGUCAGUCCAGCUAGAGUUUCCCAAAGAAAAACAACAAAAUCAACAAACAAAGGGACAUCCAGCACAGGAUGUGGUUCGACCGUGUCUGAUCAUGUUGGUACUUCUCAGGGUGAAGAUGACAUUGAAGAAUUCUCUAGUUCAUCAAAGGAUGCAGACGAAGCUAGCGAUGAAGAUUGGGCUGCUUGAGUUAUUAUAUUUUAUAAUUCGAUAGAAUGAUGGCAACUGUUCUCAAUGGUUCUGCAAUUGCUCUCGUGGGCGAACCUUGCUAUAGAUGUCAUGAAUACAAAAGGCAAACAAAAGUGUUGUCAUCUUUUGUUUGUUUCAUUUCUACUUAAGUUACAUGUACACACACAUUCAUGAAGUCUUUGGCUGUAGAGUGACACUUGAAUUUCCAUACGGGAACAUAUGUAACAUUAAAGUUUUAGUUCCAAAAUGCAAGGUCUGGCCGUUGCUUGUGAGAGAAAUUUCUCGUA